AUCAAAAUGCCAACAUAAAUCGAAAUCGGAGAAGAGAAAACCGGCUCUCUCUUUUCAAAUGCGUAAAUAGAAACCCUAAUUUACUACUUGAUCAUUCGCCAAAUCUCUCAAUUGUAAGACCUUAAUUCCUCAUUCCCAAAAGAAUAUCUAGCCUUGGAAUUUUUCAAUUAGGAUCCUUAUCUCAGAGAUGAAACGAUUUCUCAUAUUUCUCCUGUUCUUUAUGCUGAUAGUAUUUCCGUUGAUAAGGGAUAUCUCGAGCACAUCGAUCUCCCAGACUUCCAUUCCCGAUGAGAGCAGCCAGAUUUCCAAGCUAUACAAAUCUUUUUUGCCCCCAAAACCUAAACAAGAUGUAGCAUUAGUUGCCGCAUUGGAUGGAACUGUAUACUUCGUCGACACUAACUCAAGGAAAAUUCGCUGGUCUUUUUCAUCUGGGCAGCCGAUUUAUUCUUCUUAUCAGGCUACUGUUAACAAUGACGAUGAUACGCGUAAUGCCUCUGAACUGAGUGAUGACUUAUAUUAUAUAGAUUGUGGGGAUGAUUGGGAACUCUAUGUGCAUAGCAAGCGCUUUGGCAAAUUGCAAAAACCCCCACUGAGUGCUGAAGAAUAUAUUAAAAUGACACCACACAUAUCAGAGGAUGGAGAAAUUACACUGGGAUUUAAAAAGACGACUGCAUUUCUGGUUGAUGCUAAGACUGGACAAGUGGUUCGUACUUAUGGGUUGGAUAAUUCUUCUUCCAUAUCAAAGGCUCAGGCUACUGAAGAAAAUGCUCUUCUGUUGGCAAAAGAUGCUCAAUUGAUAGAAUCUAUUGCUGCUGACUUGGGAACAGCUAAGCAUCUGAUUUACAUCACAAGGACAGAUUAUGUGCUGCAACACUAUUCUCCAAACUCCACUGAAAUUUUAUGGAACUUGGCAUUUGCUGAUAUUGAGGCUGAAUUUCGCUGUCAAGGGUUUAGAAGUUCCUUAGAUGGAGCUUCGCCAAGUGUAGAUGAGGAAGUAGAUGAUAUUCAAUUUCCUUGUCAGAUGAAGACUGCUGUCCUUCGAAUUCGUGAUUAUAGCUUGUUAGAAUUUGAUAAACUAGCAGUUGCUUGGCUUGGAGGUGAAGCUCGUUUUCUGCCUGCCCCAAUUCACAGUCCUUCCUUAGGACCUGUUCGUGGGUUUCCACUGGCUCUCCCAACUAAUGAAGACAGACUUAUGCUUGCUUUGCCUGCAUCUGAGGCCAAAAAACCUGGGAAUUUCGGUAUGCUUAGUGGAGAUGCUGAUAUAAUCAACAGCACAAGUUUAUCUUCUGAAAUUAUGGCAAAAUAUCAUAUGUGGCCUUUUAUUGCUGCCUUUUUGUCCAUUAUCAGUUCCGUUUUUUAUAAUUAUUUAACAUUUAGAAAGCAGAGUAGGCUGAGCAAGUCAGUUGAGGAUCUUAAAUCGCAUUCUGGGAGUGGAAUGCCCAAAAAGAAGAAAAGUAAGAGAUCAGGAAACAAUAGGAACAGUCCCAAUGAUGAGAGAAGGGAGAAAUAUCUUCCUCGUGAGAAUAAAGCUGGAAACAGCACUGGAGGUUCACUCAUGGAAGAGAAUUGCGGGCGCAGGAUUGGUAAGUUACUUGUUUCUAACAAAGAAAUUGCUAAGGGGAGUAAUGGUACAGUUGUGCUUGAGGGAAUUUAUGAUGGUCGUGCUGUAGCUGUUAAACGGCUCGUGCAGACUCAUCACGAUGUGGCUUUGAAAGAGAUUGAGAACCUUAUUGCUUCUGAUCAACAUCCAAACAUUGUUAGAUGGUAUGGAGUGGAGUAUGACCAAGAUUUUGUAUAUCUUGCUUUGGAGCGUUGCACUUGCAGCUUAAAUGACUUCAUUUAUGUGUAUUCUGAAUCUUUUCAAAGUCAAAUGCUUUCCAAGGAUGCAGAUUCCAACCGCCUGCCUGAGUUUACUAUUCAAUUACAUUCAAUGUUGGAACAUAGCAGAAAUGUUGAAUUGUGGAAGGCAAAUGGACAUCCUUCUAUUCAUUUAUUAAAAUUGAUGAGGGAUGUGGUUUCUGGUCUUGCUCAUCUGCAUGAACUUGGAAUUAUACAUCGGGACUUAAAGCCUCAAAAUGUUUUGAUAAUCAAUGAUAAAUCUUUUUGUGCAAAGCUUUCUGAUAUGGGCAUUAGCAAGCGCCUUGUUGGAGACAUGUCUUCCUUGACCCAACACCCGACUGGUUAUGGGAGUUCAGGCUGGCAAGCGCCCGAACAACUACUCCACGGACGCCAAACACGUGCAGUAGAUUUAUUUAGUUUAGGCUGUGUUCUAUUUUUCUGUGUCACAGGAGGAAAGCACCCUUUUGGCGACAAUAUUGAACGUGAUGUAAAUAUUGUGAAUGACAGGAAAGACCUGUUCUUGGUGGAGAAUAUAUCAGAAGCUGUGGAUCUUUUUUCUCGCCUCUUGGAUCCUAAGCCAGAUAACAGGCCAAAAGCUCAGGAGGUGCUGAGCCAUCCUUUUUUCUGGACAUCUGAGAGAAGACUCUUAUUUCUUCAGGAUUCUAGUGAUAGGGUUGAACUGGAAGAUAGGGAGAACGAAUCAGAACUCUUAGCUGCACUAGAAAGUGUCGGAACAGUGGCAUUAAAUGGGAAAUGGGACGAAAAGAUGGAAGCUGCAUUCAUCAACAACAUUGGCCACUACAGGCGUUAUAAGUAUGAUAGUGUCCGAGACUUGUUGCGGGUCAUACGCAACAAGUCACAUCACUACAGGGAACUUCCUCAAGAGAUCAAGGAAAUAUUAGGAUCUCAUCCAGAAGGAUUUGAGAACUACUUUUCAUGUCGAUUUCCAAAACUCUUGAUAGAGGUUUUCAAAGUUAUGUAUAGGUACUGCAAAGAGGAGGAAUUCUUCUGUAAAUACAUAGAGUGCAGUGUAAUCUAGAGAACCCCCACCCCCAUCUGUUCUUUUCCUUGCAUAGGUUUGAGUAAUUAUGAACAGAAAUUAUACUAUGUUGUAACAGAAAUUGUAUCAUGUAACCAUUCAACCUGUCGCACAUAUCAAUAAUUUACCUAAAUUACUUUCUUGUGACAA
Hevea brasiliensis (rubber tree) is the source of this 3028-nucleotide messenger RNA. Its product is annotated as serine/threonine-protein kinase/endoribonuclease IRE1b. NCBI's taxonomy places the organism in Eukaryota, Viridiplantae, Streptophyta, Magnoliopsida, Malpighiales, Euphorbiaceae. The transcript has 6 exons. The coding region runs from base 188 to 2878 and encodes 896 amino acids. The record is from RefSeq and is a predicted model, not a curated record. Gene Ontology annotation, cellular component: IRE1-TRAF2-ASK1 complex. Gene Ontology annotation, biological process: mRNA processing; IRE1-mediated unfolded protein response; protein phosphorylation. Gene Ontology annotation, molecular function: RNA endonuclease activity; protein serine/threonine kinase activity; ATP binding.